AUGCACCUGUUCCAGUGCUGGAGCAUACAAGAGUCAAUCGGUCGCUUUUGGCCCUUCUUGCGCCUGAAUGACGGGGUGCUCGCCAUGGACGGGUACGUCGAAUUGAAUCUGGCCAUGCAGAAGGCCCUUGCGGAGGAGUUUCUGUUGGAACGAGCAGUAGACAGUGCCAUGGGCGACUGGAGUGAAGACGUGCAGCUAGGGCAAGAGGCGAUGACCGAGGAGGACUUUGCUAUGUUCCUUUUCGAGCUUUGCACGCUUUGGUGCGGCCCAAAUGUCUCCGUCCACGUGUACUUGCUCUUUCUCUGUGCGGUCUUCAUUGCCGUCACAGACCAUUCUGGAGCCUUCACUCUGGGGCUCCGAAGACUGGAGGACGUUGAGCGCCUCCCAGAAACCUUCUUUGAGCUGCUAAACUUGCAAGGCCCACUUGGGAGAUUUUGGCAGGCCUCACUUGCCUCAUGGCUCCAUGACAAUGUGGCAACAGAGGCGCAGCAGGCGGCAGUGCAGCAUGUGCAGCGGCAGGUCUUUCAGCUGACGCAUGAUGCGCGAUCGGUCUUCCUCUUUCAGUUGGAGGAAGCCCCACCUGGUGCACAGAUGCUGGACUUGGUGAAAUCCUCGACCAAACAACUUGCAAAGAUUGGUAAGACCAGCCUGCCCACCGUGGUGGAUGCGCCCCCAAAGCCGGGAACGCAGAAGCCACAGGUUUCUCCACCACAGGUUCCAGGAGCCAACCAUCAUGGCAGUGGGCUCAGCGAUGCUCAGCUCACCCAGCUGGGUCUUUGUGGCAAGUCUGUCCUGUCAAGGCCUCCAGAACCACGGCCGCAGGUUUUGCCCAUUGGCCGGCUCUUUGAUACUGAGCUGGUGCAGUACCAGGGACGAGGUUUGGGUCUGGCUGGCCAAUCGGCCAUCCUGGCAGCUCGGCCAAACGUGCGGAGCAUCAUUACAGCCAGCAGUGUAGCGACAGCGGAUGGCUUACCAGGCUGGACUGACUCAGGUGCUGCGAGUAACUCACAUUCCUCGUUGAGCAAUCCGAUGUGGUCGCUUUUGAUGCUGCAGUCAUUUGCGGUUGCUUUUGACGCGCCAGGUUACAGCAUGCCCAGCGCCCCGACUACGUCCGGCCCAAGCAAGCCUCCAACUGCCACAGUCUUGGAGUCUUCAGAGGCAGGGUCUCAAGUCUUUGCAAAUGGCUGA
Molecule: messenger RNA, 1188 nt
Organism: Durusdinium trenchii
Lineage: Eukaryota; Dinophyceae; Suessiales; Symbiodiniaceae
Source: the annotation of a GenBank genome assembly